AUGGAGAAACUAUCAGAAACAACACCCGAUGGCACUUCGCCUCGAACUUUUGCCCUGAACCAUUUGAGGCCACGAUCGAGUUUCAAGGGUUGCUCGCGCAUUUCCGACUAUGAGCUGCUGGGCAAGUUGGGAGAAGGAACCUUUGGUGAGGUUCAUCGUGCCCGACUGCGCAGAACUGGCGCCCUUGUCGCUUUGAAGAAGAUCAUCAUGCAUCAUGAGAAGGAUGGUUUUCCUAUUACCGCCCUCCGCGAGAUCAAGCUUCUCAAGCUUUUGUCACACAAGAAUAUUCUCAGACUAGAGGAUAUGGCUAUCGAGCACCCUACCAGGCAAACUGAUAAGCGCAAAAAGCCUAUCGUAUAUAUGGCGACUCCCUACAUGGACCACGAUCUGUCCGGCCUCCUCGACAACCCUUCAGUUCAGUUCAAGGAACCUCAAAUCAAAUGCUACAUGUUGCAGCUCCUUGAGGGUCUUCGAUACCUACAUGACAGUCGCAUCUUGCACCGCGAUAUGAAGGCGGCCAAUUUGCUGAUCAACAACAAGGGUAUCCUGCAAAUUGCUGAUUUUGGUCUUGCCCGACACUACGACGGAAAGACACCACAGCCCGGAGUUCCCAUGGGCGAGGGCAAACGAGAUUACACCGGCCUAGUUGUCACUAGAUGGUACCGACCGCCUGAGCUUUUGCUCCAACUGCGACAAUACACCCCCGCUAUUGACGUAUGGGGAGUAGGCUGCGUUUUUGGCGAAAUGCUAUACGGAAAGCCCAUCUUGGCGGGUGAGAGUGAUGCCGCCCAACUUGAUAUCAUCUGGGACCUCAUGGGCUCUCCUACCGAAGACAACAUGCCCCGAUGGAAAUCACUGCCUGGAGCCGAGCACUUGACUCCUCGGUCACGAACAGGGAACCUGGAGAACCGCUUCAGACAAUACGGCCAAGGAGCCGUCUCAUUACUUAAAGAACUUCUCAAACUUGAUUGGCGGACACGAAUCAAUGCAGUUGAUGCUUUGCAACACCCAUGGUUCAAGAUGCAGCCUCUGCCACUUGAACCCCAUGAGAUCCCUACCUACGAAGAGAGUCACGAAUUGGACCGUAGAAAGUUCCACGAUCGCAAGGCCGCUCUACCUCCUGCUCCCAAGGGUGGAACUGUGGGCGUUGGUCCCGACGCCAACGGCGCUACAGCAGGCUUUAAUAGCAAUGAGCCUUAUGGAAAUGGUCGUAACGGAGUGAAUGGAGGUAGGUAUCGCAAUGGGCCUGACGAUCGUCGUCCCGCUUGGCAACGAGAGCGAGGUGCUGGAUUACCUCCACGACCACCUCCCAACAACGACGAUGCGGACUUUCGAGAGCGAGGGCCUCCUCGCCCUAGAGGACCGCCUGGGCCAAGAGGACCAGACGUCGACACUUACAUCCCUGCAUACAACCGAGAUGACCCAGGCCGACGAAGGGACGAUCGCCCACCACCACGAGAUGAUCGCCCGCCGCCCAGGGAUGACCGUCGACGCCGCAAUAGCAGAGAGGAUCGUCGCUUUGACAGGGACCGUGGUACCAUGAGCCGUAGCAGAUCACCAAGGCACGACCGAUCAAGAGACCGAGACAGGCCCGAUCACAACGGGUAUCGGAGAUAG
Messenger RNA from Fusarium poae, 1617 nucleotides. RefSeq names its product serine/threonine protein kinase, CMGC, CDC2/CDK sub (gene BUR1). The record is from RefSeq and is a predicted model, not a curated record. Gene Ontology annotation, cellular component: nucleus. Gene Ontology annotation, molecular function: ATP binding; cyclin-dependent protein serine/threonine kinase activity. Bases 1 to 1617 code for a protein of 538 amino acids. The transcript is spliced from 6 exons. Lineage: Eukaryota; Fungi; Ascomycota; Sordariomycetes; Hypocreales; Nectriaceae. Gene Ontology annotation, biological process: protein phosphorylation.